Molecule: messenger RNA, 2241 nt
Organism: Penaeus indicus
Lineage: Eukaryota; Metazoa; Arthropoda; Malacostraca; Decapoda; Penaeidae
Product: zwei Ig domain protein zig-8-like
Exons: 9
Coding region: 277-1536 (419 amino acids)
Biological process (GO): synapse organization
Cellular component (GO): neuron projection membrane
Source: RefSeq, a predicted model, not a curated record
UUUCUUGCGUGUCGCCGCGGUGUGAUUCUCGGAGGUGGCGAGCGGAAAUCCUUGCAAUUGCAUCUUCACGGAUUAUUAUUGCACGUUCAUGCCCUGUGGGAAAAGAGGAAUUUUUCGCUUUUUGGAUGACCGGAAUGCAAUCAUGGAUUUUAUACACAUAAAUAUCUCUGAUGACAUUAAGGAAUGGAACUUUUAGACCUAACUUAAACUUCUAUCAACGCCUGGUCACUCCGCACUGAAGUCAAGCAACGGUAUCCGACGGAGGCGCAGAUCACAAUGUCCACCAUCGACGGCCUGCUUCUGCUGCUGCUGUUCAUUCACUGUCUUUCGACUGGUGACGCCUCGCGGUCGAGAUCCCAGAAUGAGAACUUCCGCAGGAUGAUGCCCACACCUGCAGUUUACAACAAUGGUUUCCAGGAGACUCACCGACUCGCCGCGACGCACGCCUCCUUCAGGUUCCCGGGCUCGCACCAGUUCCGCAAGAUGGGCAAGAACCACGAUGCCAGGAAGUACUUGGCAGCCCUGUCGCCCUUGGGGUCCAGGGCCAACGCCUCCACCUUCUCCUCGCACGAGGACCUCAGGGGGCGGGGCUCGUACUACCUCAACGCCCGCGGGUCCGAGGAGGAGGUGUUCCCCGCCCACUACGAGCAGAGGACCUGGACGGCCGCCCCGAGACUGGACCUGCUGGACCCAGACACCACGACCAGGGACCCGGCCAUCCCUGAGAAUCCGGAAGGACUCAAGAAUCCUUCUCUCCUCGUGGGACUCUGGGAGGAAGAGCCGACCAUCAGGGAGACGGACGCUUACUUCAAAGGAGAAAAUGGCAGUAUUGUGGAAGCACAGGCUGGGACAACAGCCAAUAUCCCUUGCGUCAUCUUGAAUCGUGCAGACCAUGAGACGGUGUCAUGGACCCGAAUGAGAGAUCAUCACCUCAUCACCGUGGGUCGACAAACGUACAGUAAGGACGACCGGUUCUCCGUCACGUACAAUCGACACCUUAAUGAAUGGACACUCCACCUGCGUUACGCCCAAGAACGAGACGCAGGAGAAUACAUGUGCCAGCUGUCAACUCACCCGCCUAUGGUGUUCAUUGCCAACCUCACCAUCACGCAGGCCUCGGCAGAAAUCCUCGGCCGGAAUGAACGAUUUGUACACGAGGGCAGCGCCGUGGUGUUGACAUGCACACUCAAACACCACACUCAGCCGCCAGAGUACGUGUUCUGGUACCAUAACCGGACCAUGAUCAAUUUCGAGACCAAUAGACAGGUACGAGUAGAGAAGACGCGAGAUGGCAGCAUCCUCACGCUAACCUCAGUGGGCAGGACAGACUCUGGGAACUAUACGUGCUCGCCAGACCAUGCUAAAAGUGCUUCGAUCACUCUGCAUAUUAUACUGGGUGACGCCCCAGCCGCCAUGCAAGUGUCUGGCUCCUCCUACGCGUUUCCAAGUUCCCUCCUGCAGUCUACCUGUCUCCUCCUCGGUCUCCACAGGCUUGGCAUCUGCAUCGUGGGCCGCCGUCGCUGGCUCUUCUCGUGAUAAAACAAACGCUGUGAGAAGUUCCAAUACUCUUUUCAGACUGGUAGGAUCGCGGUCGUGCGUGUGCGUUCGUCUUUUGUUUUCAUUUUCGGGAGUUUUUUUAUUCUGACUUUGGUGGUUAGUUCGCAAGCACACCGAGCCAUAUUAUGAAUCAGAAGAAGAGAAGAGAGAAAAAAAAAUAUAUAUAUAUAUAUUGUGUGUGUGUAUAUGUGAGAUUUAUCAAGAUUAUGUGACUACAGGACUUUUGAUAUGAAUCUGUAGUUUUCACACGGACCUCGAAGCCAGUGGUAUUCCCUUUGUGAACCGCAGACAUGGCCCACUGAAGGGAAAGUAUUUGACGUGGAGUGUUUGGAUUCAGCGUCUGUGCUCCAAGUUAUAUAAUGGCUUUCAUGAGUAUCGUGCACUGGUCAAUUAUCCGGAGUGGCAUCCUGCGUGCCAUACUGUGCCACAGACAGAGAGACGGGAGACUUUUAGCUCCUCAGAGUUAUUAGAACUAGUACGAUCAUUACUGUUUUAUUUUUUCUAUGGUUUCGUCGGUUUAAUCGCGAACGUCAUCAUUAGCAUUUUAGGAUUUUCAUUAUCAUCAUUAGUAUAGUAAUCGAAACAUCAUCGUCAUCAUUUUCAUCAUCAAAGUCACCCUCGCCAUGCCAUCAAAAUGUGAUGAUUAUCCUCAUUAUUUCCAUCUAAAUCUUGUUGCCAUUUCCA